UGUACAAUAAACACUUUGAUGGUUGAAUCACUGGAAUUAAUUUUCAGGCUUAUCGUGAACGUCGUUAAUCAGGGCGAAAUUAACAGCCUAAAAAACUUAGCAAAAUUGUUUGCGCAACUUUUAUCUUCAAAUUCAAUUUCUUGGAAUGUAUUUUCAGCAGUACGCAUGGCUGACAUUGGAAAUUCUUACAGUGGUGAAGCAUAUUUUACGGAACUGUUCAAAAGUUUGAUUCUUCUUAUGGGACGCGAUGCUGUAAAAGAACGUAUUUUGGAUCCUUCUCUACAACAAUCGUUCGCUGGUUUAUUUCCGUUAAAUGAUGGAGAAUAUUAUAAUUAUUCAUACUGCCAUUUUUUUUUCGCGGAGAUCGAUUUGUAUGACGUGAUUGCUCCAUUUGAAGAAUCGUUAAGACGAGGCAUACCUGUUUAACUAUUCUUUACGACUGAAAACUUUUUCCUAUUGAUUGCAGUGACAGCAAUCCUAACAAUUACACAUUA
This is a messenger RNA of Acyrthosiphon pisum (pea aphid), 494 nucleotides long. RefSeq names its product pre-mRNA-splicing factor CWC22 homolog. NCBI's taxonomy places the organism in Eukaryota, Metazoa, Arthropoda, Insecta, Hemiptera, Aphididae. The transcript is spliced from 3 exons. The record is from RefSeq and is a predicted model, not a curated record. The coding region runs from base 19 to 426 and encodes 135 amino acids.